Messenger RNA from Hypoxylon trugodes, 2701 nucleotides. Its product is annotated as glycoside hydrolase family 16 protein. The record is from RefSeq and is a predicted model, not a curated record. Bases 683 to 2098 code for a protein of 471 amino acids. Gene Ontology annotation, molecular function: hydrolase activity, hydrolyzing O-glycosyl compounds. Lineage: Eukaryota; Fungi; Ascomycota; Sordariomycetes; Xylariales; Hypoxylaceae. The transcript has 2 exons. Gene Ontology annotation, biological process: carbohydrate metabolic process.
AGAAAUAUUCAUCUCAGAAAUUUAUCAGCGACCAGAAUAUGUACAGAUAGGAGGUACCUCCUUAGGCCGAUGCCACUAGAGGCUUACUUUGGACCCAGAUGCAUAGUAUAAAAGUAAUCACCUACCUAUUUCUUUUAGCGCGAAGCCUCAUUCCGAAUAGACUCUUGUGGCGUACCACUUUCUAUCUUCUUGAGUGCCUCCGCAAGCAUGACUACAUCAUGUAGUCCAGCUCACUUCCCUUCUCGGGCCAGAUAAGGGAUAUGUAUGGCUUAAUCCCUGGCGCCUCCACUACCUGACCCCUGCAUCUGGAAGGUACAUCUGAUAUACAAAGCAUCUACAUCAGUCUGUACCGUGGUAUUGGGCAAUCACCUCUGGGUCUAGAAGUCGUGAGGAAAUAAAGCUAGAUACGAGGUGCUCGAAAGCGUUGGCACUAUUGGAAUCCAGCUCUCUUGAAUACUUCAACUUCUACUUAGAUAUCUCCUCUUUAUCUAGCUAUCUCGCUGCUGGGAUGAAAGGAGACACCUAAUUCUGACAUUGGCCAGCGUUUAACGUCGUAUUUGAUGUACUCCUACAUCAUCACGUACUCUCUUCUUCAUUAAUAGGGUUUUCUUUUUUGGUUAUUGCAUUGGGCUUGAUUCAUAUUUGUUUUUCGUUGAAAAUUCGAACAGACGAACGCAUUAGCAUGAUGGAGCCUGAUCAAGUGGGGAGCUCUUCUUUCCACUCGACAGCCUUACCUACACCUCAGCAACCCGGCACACCUAGUACGGAUCGGAGUCCUGGUGAAGAGAGAGCAGACACUCAAUUUUCGCGGAGAGCCGAUCCAAUAAAUCCAUUCACAUCCCCUUCGAUCUCGAGGCCAGAAUCUAGUAUCGAUAGCUCCGACAACCCUAGGCGGCCUGACAGAAAACCAUAUUUCCGCUCGCGAAGGAUAAAGAAAGGGGAAGUAGAGAAACCUUGGCUUGCCAAAAAGGAACCUAGAGAGAAGUGGGUGGUUAUCCUUCCGGUGUCAGGCCUGCUGAUCGGCUUGGCUCUUUCUGGCUUUUUCGUAUGGGAUGGGAUUCAUAGCGUUGUGAAGCAUAAUUACUGUUUGGUGCUCGAAGACAAUUUCUCGACUUUCAAUGACGCUGUAUGGACGAAGGAAGUGCAGGUCGGCGGCUUUGGCAAUGGCGAAUUUGAACAGACGACUGGGGAUGACGAGAAUGUCUUUAUCAAAAAUGGCCACCUCUUCAUCAAGCCCACACUUCAGGACGCUAAUCUCGUCGAAAAAGACUCCUUAAUCAAUCUCCUGGAAGAUGGAACCUGCACUUCUACGCAGCCGUCCGACUGCAUAGCUGCGACUAAUACCACUGUUGGGAAUGCAACAAUCGUACCUCCAACUAAAUCCGGUCGCAUUCAUACCAAGAAGGGCGCGACUAUCAAAUACGGUCGCGUUGAAGUGACUGCUAAACUUCCACAGGGAGAUUGGCUUUGGCCGGCUAUUUGGAUGAUGCCCGUCAAUGAUACAUACGGACCGUGGCCCGCUAGCGGUGAGAUCGAUAUCAUGGAGAGCCGAGGUAACAAUUGGACGUAUGGCCAAGGUGGUAAUGAUAUCGUAUCAUCAGCACUACAUUGGGGACCGGACCCUAAUAACGACGCUUGGUGGAAGACUAACGUGAAGCGAAAAGCCUUGCACACGACAUACUCGGCCGGCUUCAACACUUAUGGUGUUGAAUGGUCGCAGAAGUACAUUUUUACCUAUGUCAAUUCGCGCUUGUUGCAAGUCCUUUACACGAACUUUGACCAACCGCUUUUUCAGAGGGGCAAUUUUCCAGAGGCAACCGCCAACGGUACACGCUUGAUGGACACGUGGUCGGUAACGGGUCGUUUUAAUACUCCAUUUGACCAAAACUUUUAUCUAAUCUUGAACGUCGCUGUCGGUGGCACGAAUGGUUGGUUCGAAGACGCGAAAAGCGGAAAGCCCUGGAUUGAUAUCAGCCCAAAUGCUAAGAAGGACUUCUGGAACUCCCAAAACUCAUGGUUUCCUACGUGGGUUGCCCCAGCCAUGGAAGUUAGUAAGGUUGUUAUGUUGCAGCAAUGCGACGGCGACGAGCAAUUGUAAUUAGGUAGUAAAGGAUGGGAGAAGAAAAAACGAUGCAUUUAGUUAAGAUGGAGGUGUUGGGAAACAUAAACGGAUUAUUGGCGUUGUCUUAGGGCAUAUUUUUAGCACACGGAUUAAUUACACGGGCGUACGCAGAGCUUUGGACAACCUCGGGUCCAAACGCGGCGAUAGAAAGCAUUUUUACAGUAAUGAUGAAUUAAUCAUCAUCAACACUUUGUCUGUAUUAGAAUGGUUACACGAUGUCAUACAGAUUACUAUUGUGUACAUCUUGUAAUGUAGACUGAGGUCGGCUAAUUAACAUUCUUGAAGCUUUAGCUGUUAGCGAGCCAGGGGUUGAGAACCCCUGGAUGCUGAGCUAGAGAUCCCUGAAUUCCACGUUGUCUUAGGUUGUUAUCUAGCGGCUUGUCUCGCUAGUUUAAAAUGGCUAACAGCUAUCUGAGCGGUAAUUUAUAGUGAGUCAACCUGCGGCAAGCAUCCAUUUAUUCAGCCGCAGUCCAGAGAUGGGGGUCACGUCUAAAACAUCAGUUUCUGUAGUGCGGUGUGCGGCAAUGGGUUCCGCCUUAAGGAGUUUGUAUUUUGAAUCAUUACGAUAUAAUUUCGCAA